UUGUAAAAAAUCAAAAACCACGAAAUCCGGCUCUCUCCUCCUUCUCUCCCUCCCUUGCUAAUCCUCUCUCUCACUCCGGCUACCGGCGACGGAGGUCGCUUACCCUCUGUCUCACUCCGGCGCAAGAGUUCCGGCCACCGGCGACCUACCUCCCUCCCUAAGAACGGGUUUUGCUCCACCGGCGAGUAGUCUCUCUCUCUCCUCCACCGGCCACCGGCGAAGAAGGUCUCUCUCUUCCACCGGCGUUGAAGAAGGCUCUCUCUUUCCUCCACCGGCGUUUCAGGUAAAAAAACAUCAACUAUAGUGAGUGUUUGUGGUUAUGGUCUAGAAUGAAUUCUGAUGAUAAAUGCAAGGCGAGGUUGGCAAGGCGGUUGAAGAGAAGGUCCAUUGCCAAUUCUAACUUUAGAAAGAAAAGUGGGAAAAAUAGUUUUAAAAUGGAAGAUGUGCAUAUAGACUUGGAUGAGCAUGAUGAGGGUGCAGAUGAUAAUGCUAGGCGUUCGAAUGAUUGUCAUGACGAUGGCAAGACCGAGAAAAACAAUGAACAAGUUGGAGAUCCGCAGCCUAACAUGUGCUUGGAUGAUGAUGUUAUGGAUUGUGAUUAUAAGAUCUUCUUUGAAAAUUUGAGGGUUGGUGGAAAUUUUGUAUUUAGGCGUGCAAGUGGUAUACCGGUGAGAUAUGAGGCGGAUGCAGAGAGUUCAAGCAAUCCAGAAAUAAUUGCCGUAGGCAAAAAUCCAUUUUGUGGUGGAGAUCGCAGCCCAUUCAUAUCUUCAAAAUGUGAUUCAAUUAUCGAUCUAGACAGCAAAAAAUCCAAUGGAAGUCCCGGCAGUAGCAGUCAUUCUCAGUACCAGGGUAAGUUCCUUAUGACACUCUGUUUUGGUUGUGUGCACUUUUCAAAUGGAAAGAUCGAUCUAGACAGCAAAAAAUCCAAUGGAAGUCCCGGCAGUAGCAGUCAUUCUCAGUACCAGGCUGCAGCACCAAAGAAUUGCAAUGCUAGCAAUUUUUUUAGCCAUAAUCCAUUGGGAGGGCAUCUUUCCUUGAAGUCAUAUCCAGAGGAACAACUCCUGAAGCCCAGUUGGUCUUCAAGUGAUUUUGCCAUUGGUCAGGUAUGGGCUCUGUACAGUGGAAAACAUUUUUUGCCUAGGCAAUACAUCAGAAUAGAUAAUUUAAUUUCUGAGAGCCAAGUAUGUGGGACUUUCUUAGAAGCUCUACCUACUUUUGACCAUGAGAUUGCUUGGAAGAAAGAAAAGCUACCCACUGUAUCCGGGAUGUUUGAGGUCAGUGGAAUUAGUGUUAACCUUGAAAUGUCACAGUUCUCCCAUUUAGUCAACAGCCAAAAAAGCAAUGGUCAGCCACUCUACAAAAUUUACCCGCUAAAAGGUGAGGUUUGGGCUUUAUACAAGAAUUGGAAUAGUAAAUGGAAGCGCUCUGAUUAUGAAAAUUAUCAAUGCCAUGUUGUCCAAAUUCUGUCAGACUUGUGUGAGGGGGAUGUGAUAAGAGUAGCUAGGCUGAAAGAGGUGAAGGGUUGUCUGGCUUUCUUCCAUAGGCAACGAGUUGAUCAGUUUUAUCUAAGUCAGGAAGUUUCCACAAAAGAGAUGCUUAGUUUCUCUCAUCAAAUCCCUGCUUUCCAAGUGCCUAGAAUUAGGAAAUAUGGCAUUCGAGAAAGCUCAUGGUAUUUGGAACCAAAUGCUCUACCUCCCAAGCGCAGGAACUGAUUCCAGGUGAAAUCUCAUGGCAUUGCAACAUAUGGUCUUGAACAUGAAUCCUAACCAUGUGACGUGCGGCUCUCUAUCUCUUGCAACUAUAGCCUCCCUCCAUAGAUGAAAGGAUGAAAUGUGAAGUAGGGUGUCACCCAUUAAUAUGGCAUUUCAGAAAGCUCAUGGCAUUUGGAACCUAAUGCUCUACCUCCCAAGCACAGGAACUGAUUCCAGGAGAAAUCUCAUGGCAUUGCAACAUAUGGUCUUGAACAUGAAUUCUAACCAUGUGAUGUGCGGUUCUCUACCUCUUGUAACUAUAGCCUCCAUCUGUAGAUGAAAGGAUAAAAUGUGAAGUAGGUUGUCACCCAUUAAUAGUAUGCGGUACAUAUUUUAUUUCGAACAAGUGUUCUGUGAUCAAAUCAAUUGCCUCAUUAUAUAAAAUUUGAGUUGUUUAGAUGAA
Molecule: messenger RNA, 2154 nt
Organism: Corylus avellana
Lineage: Eukaryota; Viridiplantae; Streptophyta; Magnoliopsida; Fagales; Betulaceae
Source: RefSeq, a predicted model, not a curated record